GCGACGGAGUACCAUCUUGGUCUGCUUAAGGCCAAGCUUGCCCGUUACCGCGCCCAACUCCUCGAGCCAACCACGAAGUCCGGCGGUGCCGGCACCGGGUUCGAUGUGCAGAAAUCAGGAGACGCCAGAGUCGCCCUCAUCGGUUUCCCAUCCGUGGGCAAGUCCACUCUUCUUAGCAAGUGCACACACACGCAAUCCGAGUCCGCAGCGUACGAGUUCACCACGUUGACGGCUAUCCCGGGCGUUUUGGAAUAUGAGGGGGCGCGCAUACAGCUUCUCGAUCUGCCCGGAAUUGUGGAAGGCGCCAGUCAGGGUCGCGGUCGUGGACGGCAAGUCGUGGCCACCGCGAAGACUGCGGACCUCAUUCUGGUCAUGCUGGACGCUACGAAGUCCGAGGAACAACGCAGACUCCUUGAAAUUGAACUGGACGCAGUGGGCAUUCGCUUGAACAAGCAGAAGCCUGAUGUUGUUUUCAAGCGGAAAACGACGGGCGGGGUGCUUAACAAGACAGUCCCUUUGACCAAGACAGAUGAGAGGACUAUUCGGUCUAUUCUGGCGAGUUACAAGCUGCACAACUGCGAUGUCAUGAUCCGAGAGGACAUCACUACCGACGAAUUCAUCGACGUAUUGAUCGGUAUAUUCAAUCCCGUACCCUGUCAACUGUACGUCUACAAUAAAGUGGAUGCCAUCAGCCUCGAGCAAGUGGACAAGCUCGCAAGAGAGGAUCAUACCGUUGUGAUUAGCUGCGAGCUCGGUCUCAACUUGAACUACCUAAUCGAGAGGAUAUGGGACGAACUUGGGUUGGUGAAAGUGUACACCAAGAAGCGAGGCGCUCACCCCGAUCUCGAGGACCCUGUCUGCUUACGCAAGGGGGCGACAGUUGAGAACGUGUGCAACGGGAUUCAUCGGUCUUUGGCAGCAAACUUCCGCUAUGCACUUGGCAAGUCCUCGAAAUUCAGCCCGCACGCCCAGAAGGUCAGCCUGCACCACCAAGUUGCAGAUGAUGACAUCGUAUCCAGUGCGUAA
Epithele typhae is the source of this 1026-nucleotide messenger RNA. RefSeq names its product developmentally regulated GTP-binding protein. NCBI's taxonomy places the organism in Eukaryota, Fungi, Basidiomycota, Agaricomycetes, Polyporales, Epitheliaceae. The annotation marks the transcript as partial. The record is from RefSeq and is a predicted model, not a curated record. Gene Ontology annotation, biological process: cytoplasmic translation. The transcript has 10 exons. Gene Ontology annotation, molecular function: GTPase activity; GTP binding. Gene Ontology annotation, cellular component: cytoplasm.